UGAGUGUGCGAGUGCGAGUGCGAGUGCGAGGGGAGGAGUUAAAAACAGGAAUAAGGAGGGUGGGAGAGUGGGUCAAAUCUUGCGGGAGGCCCGAAACCCUAACUUCUAUAGUCUUUUUUUUAUUAUUCUUCUUCAUCUUCAUCUUCAUCUUCAUCUUCAUAUUCGUCUUCUUCCCUUUCACAAGCCAAUUAACUCCAUCUUCAACUUGUUCGGAUCUGCAGCCGCCGGUUGAGAUUUGUUUUUGUAUUGUAGUUACUCUUAGGCUAGAGUGAUUCAGUGAGUGAGUCGGGGAUUGAUUGAUUGAUUGAUUUGACUGAUUUGAUUGAUUGAUUGACUGAUUGAUUGAUUGCUUGCUUGGAGAUGGAGAAUAACUCGGGGGGAAACGACGUGGAGCUUCUGUGCAAGACACUUCAGGUAGAACACAAGCUAUUUUACUUCGAUCUCAAGGAGAAUCCAAGGGGUCGAUACCUUAAGAUUUCUGAGAAGACCUCUGCUACUAGAUCUACCAUUAUAGUUCCUUCAAAUGGAAUUCCUUACUUUUUGGAACUUUUCAAUUACUAUGUUAAUUCAGACGACCAAGAUAUUUUUAGUAAGGAGUUGCAGCUUGAUGCUAAAGUCUUUUACUUUGAUGUUGGCGAGAAUCGAAGGGGCCGCUUUUUGAAGGUAUCUGAAGCGUCCAUGAGUAGAAACCGUAGUACUAUCAUCAUUCCUGCUGGAAGCACUAGAGAUGAAGGGUGGGCUGCAUUCCGUAACAUCUUGGCUGAAAUUAAUGAAGCUCUAAGCCUCUUCAACAUGUCCAAUCAGCAAAAUUCUGAAGCUUCAGAACGUAUUGUUGGUCUCUCUGAUGAUGUUGGUGCUGGCUUUAUUGCUGGCCACAGCACUCAAUCUAUUACACCUCCAACUGAACUAGCUUUGGACAGGUCGGCUGAGCUCCCUGCUCAGGAUGACAUUAGUGGCAACUCGGGAACCUCUAAAGUUAUUAGAGUUGACCAGAAGAGGUUUUUCUUUGACCUCGGUAGCAACAAUAGAGGGCACUUUUUGAGGAUAUCUGAGGUAGCCGGUCCUGAUCGUUCAUCUAUCAUUCUUCCAUUGUCUGGACUAAAACAAUUUUAUGAAAUGGUGGCACAUUUUGUGGAGAUAAGUAAAGACAAAAUUGAAGGAAUGGCAAGUGCAAACGUCCGAACGGUGGAUCCUCCUCAAAGAUAACUGCUCUAUGUCUCAGGAGUCUGUAAUUGUCAAUGCUCUUUAGCAUUCUUGAUUGCAACUAGUGAUCAAGUAGUGGUGACUGCAUUCGUAUUCAGUUGUCUUGUUUACAUUUAUGUCUGUUGCAUUUGACCCUGACAAUAAUAUUUGGGUGACUGCUGCACGAUGCGAGCUUUCAUUGGCUGAGGUAUAUUCAUAUUCGGAAUAACAAAAAUGUUUGUGAUAAUAAGGGUUUGAUAAA
Beta vulgaris subsp. vulgaris (sugar beet) is the source of this 1444-nucleotide messenger RNA. RefSeq names its product transcription factor Pur-alpha 1. Gene Ontology annotation, cellular component: nucleus. Gene Ontology annotation, molecular function: RNA polymerase II transcription regulatory region sequence-specific DNA binding; DNA-binding transcription factor activity, RNA polymerase II-specific; purine-rich negative regulatory element binding. The record is from RefSeq and is a predicted model, not a curated record. The transcript is spliced from 5 exons. Lineage: Eukaryota; Viridiplantae; Streptophyta; Magnoliopsida; Caryophyllales; Amaranthaceae. The coding region runs from base 361 to 1206 and encodes 281 amino acids. Gene Ontology annotation, biological process: regulation of transcription by RNA polymerase II.